GCUUGUAUAUAUUAAGGGUACCCAGGUCAGUAAUCCCACAGUGUAUUAAAGCAUCUCAUGUGGCCAGGUCCUGGAACCUUUCCUGAGAUUCUGCCCUAGGAUGCUGACUUUCAACAGGAUGAAGACAACAACUUGUUCCCUUCUCAUCUGCAUCUCCCUUCUCCAGCUGAUGGUCCCAGUGAAUACUGAGGGGACCUUAGACUCUAUUGUGGAGAAAAAGGUCAAGGAACUUCUUGCCCAUCGAAAUGACUGUCCCUCCACUGUAACGAAGACUUUCUCCUGUACUAGUAUCAAGGCUUCAGGCAGACUGGCCUCAUGUCCUUCUGGAAUGGUUGUCACUGGUUGUGCUUGUGGCUAUGGUUGUGGAUCUUGGGAUAUCCGGGAUGGAAAUACUUGCCACUGCCAGUGCUCAGUCAUGGACUGGGCCUCCGCCCGCUGCUGCCAACUGGCCUAAGAGUGAGGAAGCUGAGAACCUAGCUUUGAAAUGAAGACUAUAACAAAAGUGCAAUCUCAACUUGGAAACCUGGCUCAUAUCCCCUUGAUGAAUUCAUAUUGUCCAUUAGCCCUGCUUCUUGAAAAAUAAAGACAAAUUUGCAUGUGUCUG
Molecule: messenger RNA, 604 nt
Organism: Mus pahari (shrew mouse)
Lineage: Eukaryota; Metazoa; Chordata; Mammalia; Rodentia; Muridae
Product: resistin-like gamma
Exons: 4
Coding region: 101-454 (117 amino acids)
Cellular component (GO): extracellular region
Molecular function (GO): hormone activity
Source: RefSeq, a predicted model, not a curated record